GAAGCGCUCGCUAGACGAGCGCUUGAAGCAGCAACAGCCAGGUCGAUGUGGAUAGCGUAAAAGGCGAACGUCAGUUUGUUGUCACAACAGAUCUGAUUUGUGGCCGUCAAGGAUAUCGCGAGUGUAAGAAUUUACGAAAAGGAGCUUGAAACGGGAUCAUCCAGAAGCGAAGCCAUGGUUCUACUGUAAGCGGUCUUCUAGUCAUACGCCUCAUUCUCGUAUCCGUAUCGUCGGAUGCGUUGUGCCACCUUCGCUGAGUAGCACCUCCUUCAGGCCGCCGGGGUUUCGGUUUUUUUUCCGUGGACGGACGGCGCGGCGCAGCGUAAGUGAUGAUCGCCGAGCUGAUUAUGAACAGGAUGCGACAGCUGCUGUUGGCGCUGAUCGGGGUACUGAAGCGAGCGAUGUGCUGCUUCUCGCUUCGUCGGCACCACACGAACAGCGAGUAUGAAGCGCUCAACUCAAUAAGCGUCGAUCCGAGCGCGGGAAGUGCGGGAAGAGUGUUGAACGCGGGCUCGGUCCGGCCUAAGCAUCUCUCGGAGAAGGACUGGAACACGUGGGACGAUACGCCCAGCACGGUUGAGGAGCACAUCGAGCGGUACCGGGAGACGCUCGCUCAGCCGCCGCCGGUGUCGGAAGCGCCGCCUGAGGUCGACUAUUUCCAAGAUAUGACACCACACAUUCGGGCGCAGCCGAAGAUCUGCAUCGCCGAAGAAACCGAGCCACGCGACUUUAGCCGUCUGACGGCCAAGAUUGACAUUCCAGUAAUGAAUGAAUUAGAAGAUUGGAACGAGGACGACCGGACCGGUUGGGACGAAGCGGAUGAGGUAACCACCAAACAGCUAAUCAGAGAAACGAGGAAAGAGCGAAGGGCGCAACGGUAUCAGGAUCGCCACCACCAGGUGGCCUGAGCACGCACUCCCUCACCCUCAGCCCCGGUAAAAUUAGCAGCGUACUCGCUCCUUGAUUUAGCGUGAUCUUAUUAAUGUACAUAUGAUACCUUUUUCGGUGGCAUUUUAUGUACCACAAGUAUUGUAGCUAGUGGUUCCGUCUGUUUUUGCAUUCUAAAUAUUGUUUUGUUUCGAAAUUGUAUGCUGCCUUUCGGAUUGGAGGGUGAACCGUGUCGAUCCGGUAAUGAGUUCGGCGAUUCUGCAUGCCCGGUGCGUAGGUAAUGUAGGAGAGGCGCUACGCGGGACAUGCUGGCAGGGAUAUUUAAUGCCGUCCUUGACCACAUUAGCGCUCGUGGGGUUGUGGCUUAAUCAAGGGACCCACCGAGGGCGGAAAGCAUACAGCCGUAAACCGAAGCAGUCAAGGUGGAUCGAAAUAAACCAAACAAAGAUU
This is a messenger RNA of Anopheles darlingi, 1338 nucleotides long. RefSeq names its product receptor-binding cancer antigen expressed on SiSo cells. The record is from RefSeq and is a predicted model, not a curated record. The transcript is spliced from 2 exons. Gene Ontology annotation, cellular component: secretory granule. Bases 330 to 908 code for a protein of 192 amino acids. Lineage: Eukaryota; Metazoa; Arthropoda; Insecta; Diptera; Culicidae.